AUUUUAGCAGUGGUGGACUGGUCUCUGUCUUUCCCUCUUUCAUAUUCCUACUAAAUCCUUCUUUAAUAAUCUGUGGGAGAAGAAACAACUCAACAAGCUGAGAUAAGGCAGAGAUGAAGACGGCGGUGCCAUGGACAAUAAACGGAAGAGGAUUUGGUUUAAGCUUCUACUCCUCCGCCGUCAUCGUCAUGUUUAGUCUACUCGUGGAGAUAGCUGUAGCUCAAAGAAACACAACCAAUGUUGCCACCACUAAUCCUCCUGAAGCCCGUGCUUUGAACUUCAUCUUCCAAAAAUGGGGAAUUUCCGCGACAAAUCGGUGGAACAUUAGUGGUGAGUUAUGCAGCGGAGCCGCCAUUGAUUCCACUGAAAUCCAAGAUUUUAAUCCCGCCAUCAAAUGCGAUUGUUCCGACAACAACCGCACUCUUUGUCAUAUCACUGGCUUGAGAGUUUAUGCAAUGAACGUCGUCAGUGAAAUUCCAGAUGAAUUAUGGAGCCUUAACUUCCUCAAUGAUCUGAAUGUUGCCCAAAAUUUCUUAACAGGCACACUGUCCCCAUCCAUUGCCAAUCUGACUCGCAUGCAAUGGCUAAGCAUUGGCAUUAAUGCUUUGUCAGGGGAGCUCCCAAAGGAACUUGGGUUGUUGACUGAAUUAAAAUCAUUUGGUUUUGGCACAAACAAUUUCUCUGGACCUCUGCCUUCAGAACUUGGAAACUUAACAAAAAUGACACAAAUUUAUUUCGAUAGUGCUGGUGUUAGUGGUCCAAUACCAUUGACGUUUGCAAAACUGCAGAACUUGGAUACAGUGUGGGCUGCAGAUAAUAAUCUUACAGGAAGGAUUCCUGAUUUCAUUGGAAGUUGGUCAAAGCUUACUACACUGAGGUUCCAAGGAAAUUCUUUCGAGGGCCCAAUACCUGCUUCCUUUUCCAACUUAACCUCUUUGACCGACCUGAGAAUAAGUGAUCUAUCCAAUGGGAGCUCUUCACUUGACUUCCUCAGGAAUAUGAAGUCUCUAAGCAAGCUGGUUUUACGAAAUAACAAUAUUUCAGGUUCCAUCCCACCCAAUAUUGGAGAAUAUCAGAGCCUGUCACUACUGGAUUUGAGCUUCAACAAUUUGAGUGGGCGUAUUCCAGAUGCACUUUUCAAUCUAAGUUCGCUGACUCACUUGUUUCUUGGUGAUAACAAGCUAACAGGCGUCCUGCCAGCUCAGAAGAGCGGCCCCCUCCAGACUAUAGAUUUAUCAUACAAUGGGUUGUCUGGAAGCUUACCUUCUUGGAUCAAUGAGCAAACUCUGCAAUUAAAUUUAGUUGGCAACAACUUUACAAUGGAACAAUUAGACAGCAGUUCUCUGCCUUCCGGGUUAGAUUGUCUUCAACGAAACUUCCCUUGCGAUCGAGGAUCUCCGAGAUGGUCCAGCUUUGCAAUUAAAUGUGGGGGACCUCCAAUUACAUCAAGCAAUCAGAUAUCGUAUGAGAUGGAGAACCAGACUAUGGGUCCAGCAACAUAUUUCAUGACCAGGACAGGGAGGUGGGCUGUAAGUAAUGUUGGUCUGCCUUCUGACAGUCCAGAUCAGGACUUCACAAGCUUCUCCUCAUCUCAGUUUACAAACACCUUGGACUCGGAGCUCUUCCAAACUGCACGAAUUUCCGCAGGAUCACUUAGAUACUAUGGCUUGGGCCUUGAGAAUGGUAAUUACACUGUAAACCUCCAAUUUGCCGAGUCACAAAUCUUAAAUCCCCCAACUUGGCGUAGUCUUGGGAGGCGUGUAUUUGACGUAUAUGUACAGGGAAUUCGGGAGUUGAAAGAUUUUGACAUACGGAAGGAGGCUGAUGGAAGAUCCCUUAGAGCUGUUCAAAAGCAAUUUAAAGUUCAGGUUUCUGAAAAUCAUCUAGAGAUACAUCUCUUCUGGGCUGGAAAAGGGACUUGCUGUGUACCUAGACAAGGCACAUAUGGACCUUCUAUAUCAGCAAUUAGUGCAACCCCAGAUUUUAUUCCCACUGUUAGCAACCAGCCUCCUACUACAAAAAAGAAUCAGACUGGUCUUAUUGUGGGCGUUGUUGUUGGUGUUGGAGUCAUAAGCUUCAUUUCUGUAUUUGCUGUCUAUUACCUAAUUCAGAAAAGAAAACAGCAACAAGCUCUUGAGGAUGAAGAGUUCCUGGGGAUAGAUGCUAGACCCUAUACUUUCAGCUAUUCAGAACUUCGAGCCGCAACUGCUGACUUCAAUCCUUCUAAUAAGCUUGGAGAGGGAGGUUUUGGACCAGUUUACAAGGGUACACUUGAGGAUGGGAGGGUUGUCGCCGUUAAACAACUGUCUGUGGCAUCACAUCAAGGGAAGAGUCAGUUUGUGGCAGAGAUUGCCACUAUAUCAGCUGUACAGCACCGUAAUCUUGUGAAACUCUAUGGUUGCUGCAUCGAGGGAGAUAAACGGUCACUUGUUUAUGAGUAUCUUGAAAACAAGAGUCUUGAUCAAGCACUAUUUGAGAGUGGAUCUUUAUAUCUUGACUGGCCAAUACGCUUCCAGAUAUGCUUGGGAGUGGCAAAGGGUCUGGCGUAUCUUCACGAGGAAUCUCGGGUUCGUGUUGUCCAUCGAGAUGUCAAGGCCAGUAAUAUUCUGCUUGAUUCAGACCUAAACCCAAAAAUUUCAGAUUUCGGGUUGGCAAAACUUUAUGAUGACAAAAAGACUCAUAUAAACACUCGUGUUGCAGGCACAAUAGGGUAUCUUGCACCAGAAUAUGCCAUGCGCGGACAUCUGACAGAAAAGGCUGAUGUGUUUGGCUUCGGAGUUGUAGCUCUAGAGAUUGUCAGCGGUAGACCUAACUCUGACUCGAGCUUGGAAGAAGAGAGGAUCUACCUUCUUGAGUGGGCUUGGCAGCUUCAUGAGAACAACUGCGAAACUGAACUGGUGGAUGCAAAUUUAUCUGAAUUUGAUGAAAACGAAGUGAGAAAAGUAAUAGGGAUAGCUCUACUAUGCACUCAAACAUCCCCAGCACUACGACCCUCAAUGUCCCGUGUAAUAGCAAUGCUUACAGGAGACGCUGAGGUUGCGACUGUAACUUCCAGACCUGGAUACUUGACUGACUGGAAGUUUACUGAUACAACGACCUUCAUGAGUGAUCAUCAUUCUUCUCAAAUGCCCAAUUCAUCAGUGAGUACAAGUACAGCCGCUGAUACAAAUUAUUCGCCAUCAGGUGCUGACAGACCGAUGCUCCAUGACAUCCUCGGAGAGGGUAGAUGAAAUUUUUUGUUUCUCUGUCAGAGAUCCAUGAAUAAUCUAUUUUUGUCCCUUAUAUUUUCUUUGAAGAUUUUACCUAUCUGUAUAUUCUUUCUGCAUGUAUUUUACGUUAACUGUUUGUGUAUAGAUAGAUUUUCAUCGAA
Molecule: messenger RNA, 3370 nt
Organism: Nicotiana tabacum (common tobacco)
Lineage: Eukaryota; Viridiplantae; Streptophyta; Magnoliopsida; Solanales; Solanaceae
Product: putative LRR receptor-like serine/threonine-protein kinase At1g56140
Biological process (GO): protein phosphorylation
Cellular component (GO): plasma membrane
Molecular function (GO): ATP binding; protein kinase activity; protein binding
Source: RefSeq, a predicted model, not a curated record